AUGCCCGUUCCCCACUACGGUGUCUGGGUUUGUAAGCCGACUCGGUAUGUUGCCCAGCGACAUGGCGUACGCACUCCACACAUCGAGCUUUAUUUCAAAGAUGACGACUCCGGGAGGGAGCGAAAGGCCGCCAUUAAUGUGAAAUCGAACGGAGAAGACUCUCGCUUGGUGUUCUGGUCUUCUGAUGACUUUGCUCAUCCUAUCACUAUUCAACUUGCCCAGCUGGAUCAGGGCUUUCAUUCGAUCCCGGAUCCUCGUGGUCGUGCUCGAGAUCUCGUGGGACUAGACUAUCUGCGACUGCGCAACCUUCUGAAUCUCGGAUCUGGACGAGUUCUGCCGCAUGAUAUUCCUGGCCGUGAUAAUGAUAUUCUGGACGUCGUCCGGCCGAUUCUAGAUCGAGCAAUCAGGAGCUCAGCAAAGGUGUUUAUCUUUGGCUCAUCCUUCGGAUCCGGGAUUCAUGAUGUCCAUAUGAACCAAGGUAGUCUUCCUCGGUACGACAAUGGCGUGUAUCAGGACGGGGGCUUGCUGAUUCAGUUUGCCGAUGGGCAUUGGGAAGCAGUCUUCCUGGCCUUUGCCUCCCAAAGGAUUCCCACCGACGAUGUGGACGGGCUGCCGGAGCGACAUAGUCGAAGUCUGUUGCAGAUCCUGGCUCCACGAGAACACAAUCUCUAA
Aspergillus brunneoviolaceus CBS 621.78 is the source of this 672-nucleotide messenger RNA. Its product is annotated as YukJ family protein. Lineage: Eukaryota; Fungi; Ascomycota; Eurotiomycetes; Eurotiales; Aspergillaceae. Bases 1 to 672 code for a protein of 223 amino acids. The record is from RefSeq and is a predicted model, not a curated record. The transcript has a single exon.